AUGAGCUCUUACUUGAUUUAUCAACACAUCGACUCUCUGGUCUGUGCUGGUCCAAGGGAGGAGAUUUGUCCUGAAUUGCGGCCUGAUGCCGAACUCACAAAGUAUGAGACGCAUGUCUUGGAGCGCUUGAAAGGACACAAGGCCAAAUGGAAAACCCUGGAGGAAAUUCGCGAGGUUGGACUGCAUCACGAAAGCGAGGCGCGCGCCUUCUAUGGAGGGCCAAAGAGCUACUCCUACCCAUUACAUCGGGAUCUUCCUGAUGGUGAUGUGCUGUGUGUGCUGCACAGUGGUUGCCCGCAAAGACGUCGUUAUGCUGCAGCCACACCCACGACGACAGAUGGCCAGGCUAAAGGUGCCAGGCUGGGAGACCUGAAGACAAGGUUCACCUGGGCCUAUGACUUCUUUAGCCAGCCUCCAAUCCCUGUGGAUGGUUGGGCUGGCACGCUGCGCGCUGGUGAGCUUCUCUACAUGACGCUGAAGACUUUGCGCCUUGCCAGGGAAGACGACGAAGACGUCACAGAGGCCAUUGCCGCACUACGGCAGCGCCGCAAGGAAAAGGCUUCCAUACAGAGGAACUUCCCCUGUCUCUUGCUCAGCCAGCUGUUCGUUGGAGAGUGGAAAACUGACUUGAGGAUGUCAAGGCCGGUGCUGGAAUCUGACGGCAGUUUCUUCAGGCCAGCAGAGGAUAUCUAUGAAGGCCUCUUGGGAAGCGAAGGCAGCCAGCGGUCAGGGAUCUCAGCUCAAGUUGCAUCGAGCGUUGCCUUCAGUUUUCCAGCUGGUCAAACUCGUGGUGACAAGCCUAAGCCACCGAAGCUUAGCAGUGACGCCAUCCUGAAGUGGAUCCACAUUUUCCAAAGGCAUCGCUUCAUGAUGCUGGUGUGCUUGGGACCAGAGCCAGGCAGCCUGGAGUUGCGCCCUUUGACUGAAGAUGCUGGGACACAUCGACUGCAGCUGAGACCUGGUGCAUUUGUCCUGCUUCGUGCCGACUGUCUCACACAUCGAUUCAGCUCCAGGGGGAAAUGCUUCAUGCUGACGAGCUUUCUCCUCGGGCCCAACCCACAACGGAAUGCUCGAUUGGCAUCGCAUCUACAGGAUCAAUUGGGGCGAAAUCUCUUGACGAUCAAGGAAAAUUCUAAAAGCGAAGAAGACUUCGAGAGCCAGACGAGCAGAGCGAUUCAACGGAUUGCCAACCAGAACCUCCACAAGGGCCAGCAGACAGCAGUGCGGGGCUGCGCGGCCAGGGAACCAGUAGCAGCACAUGAUCCCGACGCGUUUUGCUCCGGGAUUAUGGCAGGCAUUGAUGGAGCGCAGAUCAUUCCACAUCUACGAUGGGACCAUGAGCAAUACUUCGUGCCUGAUCCGUCCAGGGAUCCAGCAGGUAACUGGAAGACGCACUGCAACCAUGGCUGCUUCAUCGAGGGGUUGGAACUUUUUGACAACAAAAUGUUCAAGAUCAGCCCAAUGGAGGCGACGGGCAUGGACCCGAAUCAGCGGCAAGCCUUAGAGGUCUUCUACGAAACAACGAUGAGUGCUGGCCUUGAUGAGAAGAAACUCAUGAGGUCCAACAUCGGUGUUUUCAUGGGUGGUCCUGGUGGCUUUUCAGAAUAUAGCCAAGUGCCCAAGGACGAGGUUGGUGGUGCUUUGGGUUCCACCAGUGGUUCUGCAGCUAUCAUGGCCAAUCGGAUCUCCUUUUGCAUGGGAAUUCAUGGUCCGAACUUUUUCAUAGACAUUGAAGGUGCAGCAUCCCUGACAGCCUUCAACUUGGCGGUUGAUUCUGUCCAACGUGACAAGGCACAGUGUAUUGCAGCUGUCGCCCUUGGAGUCGACUGCAACGUCCACCCGCAAGGGCUGUUGACCCUGGGCUGGGCUGGAUUGCUAUCGAAGAAGGGCCGGUGCUUGAGCUUCGACAGCUAUGCAGAUGGCUACAUCCGAGGAGAAGGAUAUACUGGGCUCUAUGUCAACCCCUUGAUGAAAGAGCACGAGGGCAAGAAGAUCAUUGACGAGGAGCCCGCGAUCAUUGCGUUGGCCAGUGGGACUUUUAUCAACAACAAUGGCAGCGCAGCGUCUCUAACAGCGCCAAGCGGGGCCAUGUACCAGGAGCUUGUGGCUAAUUGCGUUCGCAGCGCAGAUAUUUCUCCCUUGGACGUUGAUGCUGUGGAGUGCCAGGCUGCAGGAAACAUCCUCAACGAUGCAGUGGAGGCGACAGCGCUGACACGCGCCUACAGGUCCUUGGCGAUGAACCAGGAUGCCGAGGAAGAGAUGCUGGGUCUCAUGGCCGCAAAGACGAACGUUGGCAACAUGCGCCCUGCAAUGGGUUGUGCAGCACUCCUCCGGGUGAUUGUUGGGCAGGCCAUGGGUUGCAUGCCUCCUUCUCUUCACAUGCACAAGAUGAACCCGCACGUAGUCGCGGCAGAUGAUGUGCCGAGCUUUUUUGUGACAGAGCCAGUGCAUCACCGAAUGGUCUCAGCCUUCGUGGCUUGCACUGCAAGCGGAAUUGGUGGCUCAAAUGCCCAUACAAUCCUUUGGGGCAAAGCAUGCAUCAGGCAGAAUAAGAUGGAGAAGCCGGUGCAGGCUGAGGACGUUUUGACCUUUUGGCCUGGUGGCGGUGGUGAUCUUGAUCCUCUGUGCGAGCCGCGAAGAGGCUGCAGUAUCGUGGGUUCUUGGGCGCUCAUGGACUCGCCUCAGCAGAUGCGAAACGAAGGUCUUGACCAGUUUAGCUUCACCGUCACACUAGGAGAACAUGGAUUUGAGUGGUUCCAGAUUUGGCUCGACGGCGAGCGAGAACGCAUCCUUCAUCCGGGUGCUGUAAAAGGUCAAAGUACUGCCAAAGUGCAGGGGCCGCAUCACUACUGCCAGGUGGCCACCUUCGGAUGGUGCAUCGACACUAGACCAGGACAGAGCGAGGAUCCAAGGCAGUAUCCGGAAGAGGGCAUGCCUGGCGAUGAGUUCAAGGUGCAGCUUCUGACCAAAGGUCGGUUCAGAUCUGUCACCUGGGAGAGGCUUGGUUCGCAGAAUGUGCAGCGAAAUGGAUUGCCAAAGACCAUGGGUCGCUACUUCAUAGUCGGCAGCUGGAAUGAUUGGCAGCCUGAAGAGAUGAAUCUCGAUGAUGAAGCGAUUGGUCGCUUUUCGAUCAAGGCAGCCAUGUCCACGGGCAAGCAGCGCUUCCAGAUACUUCGGAACCGAGACUGGCGCCAGAUUAUCUACCCUGACCCUGGCUCUGGUGACGACCAAGAUGCGACCGUGAAGGGACCUGAUGGUACUGGACAUGCUAGUUGCUGGAGCAUAGAGGUGCAACCCUCGCGAAAUGUGAUUAUGAUUGACCUGGAGCUUUGGGAGGAGGAUCAGAGUUUCUCUGACGAUCGGAAAAGCCGGAGUGCAGUCAGCAAGAUGAAGGUUUCCUGGCGCAGCAUCAGGAAGCAAGAGCUCUCGGAGCAGGAAGUCUUCGAGCGCUCUCGGCCAAGCUUUUACUUGGUUGGCAGCUGGGAUUGUUUCAUGCGGCGAACAAAGAUGCGCUUUGAUGGACUCCGGCAAUGCUACGUCGGCCGUGUGCCGGUGCCGGUGAGAGGUUGUGAAUUCUUCCAAAUUCUUUCUAACGGUGAUUGGAACAGCAUCCUGCAUCCUGGCAAGCACGAGGGAGGGAUGGAUGCAUCAGCCCAACGAGGCUGCUUGCUGUGA
Molecule: messenger RNA, 3675 nt
Organism: Cladocopium goreaui
Lineage: Eukaryota; Dinophyceae; Suessiales; Symbiodiniaceae
Source: the annotation of a GenBank genome assembly